Lathyrus sativus (Indian pea) is the source of this 1158-nucleotide messenger RNA. The record is from the annotation of a GenBank genome assembly. NCBI's taxonomy places the organism in Eukaryota, Viridiplantae, Streptophyta, Magnoliopsida, Fabales, Fabaceae.
AUGGAGCUUAAUAGCAUCAAAGAUGCAUUUGACCGUGUCGCUAAGAAGCAAAAGUUAUGUUCUUCCAAGUCUCAAGAAACUGUUGACCAGGUAGGGCAUGAAAUUGAGAAGGCAUUGGCAACACUUCAGUCACCUCAGGAUCCCUCAAUUCCAGCUGACCAGAAAUCCAUUCUUACAGAACUUAAGUCAAAGCUCAAUGCUAUUGGGUCACUUCAACAGUUAGAAGGACCACAUAAGGAAUUGAACUCAAGUCUUCUCAAGUAUCAAAAACUUCUUGAAAAAUCGUUAAACCCUGACAUCUCAAAGGCAUACAGAAAUGUGGACUUUGAUACUCAUAUUAUCAAUCAGAUCAUUGCAAGCCACUUUUACCAUCAAGGUUUAUUUGAUCUUGGAGAUAACAUCCUGAAUGAGGCUGGGGAGCCUGAUGCAACUGCACUUAGAUCUCAAUUUCUGGAAAUGCACCGGGUUAUUGAAGCCAUGAGGGGUAGAAACCUUCAGCCUGCUCUCACAUGGGUAUCUGCCAAUAGUGAAAAACUUGCUCAGAUUGGUUCCAAUCUUGAACUUAAGGUUCACUCACUGCAUUAUGUAGAGAUUGUGCAAAAUGGAACCCAAGCUGAUGCCCUAAAAUAUUCCAGAACGUAUCUUGCUCGUUUUGCUGAGACCUACAAGGAUGACUUCCAAAAGCUCAUGGGUUGCCUCAUGUAUAUAAGAAGGCUUGAGAAGUCUCCUUAUUCUGAAUUGCUAUCCCCAAUUCGUUGGGAGACAACAACUGAAGAGCUUGCGCGACAGUUCUGCUCUCUUAUGGGACAUUCCUAUAAGAACCCUCUGAGUAUGGUGUUUGCAGCUGGUGUUGAAGGCUUGCCCACACUGCUAAAGCUGGCAAAUGUAAUGGCUGCAAAGAAGCAGGAGUGGCAGGACAUGAGACAUUUGCCAGUACCUGUAGAAUUAGGUAAAGAAUUUCAGUUCCAUUCGAUUUUCGUUUGCCCUGUGAGUAGGGAUCAAGCUAAUGAAGAGAAUCCUCCAAUGCUCCUGCCAUGCUUACAUGUCCUUUGCAAGCAAUCUAUUCUGAAGUUAUCAAAAAACAGCACACGAACAUUCAAGUGCCCGUAUUGUCCAGCGGAAACUACAGUUGCACACUGCAGACAAGUGUACUUCUGA